Messenger RNA from Knipowitschia caucasica, 5262 nucleotides. Lineage: Eukaryota; Metazoa; Chordata; Actinopteri; Gobiiformes; Gobiidae. The record is from the annotation of a GenBank genome assembly.
AUGGCAAGCCAGGAGAACGGCAUCCCGCGGGAAGAGCAGGGGGCAUCUGAGCACGGCAGACCCGAGCCAGCCUGCCAGGAGGCUCAGAAAUGGAUAGAGGCUGUUACUGGGAAAAGCUUUGGAGACAGAGACUUCCGCAGCGCGCUGGAGAACGGCAUCCUGUUAUGCGAGCUGCUGAGUGCAAUAAAGCCAGGGGCGGUCAAGAAGAUCAACCGGCUGCCCACCCCCAUCGCAGGGCUGGACAACCUGACAGUGUUCCUGCGAGGCUGUGAGGAGCUGGGACUGAAGGGAGCGCAGCUGUUUGACCCCGGAGACCUGCAGGACACUUCCAUACGAGCCAACCUCAAGGAUUCAGACUGCACACGCAAACUGAAAAACGUGCUGAACACAGUGUUCUGGCUGGGGAAAGCUGCCAGCGCCUGCACACCCUACACUGGGCCCACGUUGAACCACAAGGAGUUUGAGGAGCUACUGGCUCACAUGAAGCUGGAGAGUGAGGAGUCGGGAGACAGCUCCCAGAAGCGCAGUGUUCGGGACAGUGGCUAUGACUGCUGGGACUCAGAGAGGAGCGACUCCCUGUCCCCUCCACGCCACACCAGAGACAAUUCCCUGGACAGUUUGGACUCCUUUGGCUCGCGCUCGCAGCACACCCCCUCUCCUGACGUGGUGAACAGAGGCAACAGCGAUGGGCGGGGCAGCGACCCUGAGGCCGACGGCAGGAGAGCAGACGUGCGCAAAGACGACAUGCUGGCCCGGCGCACCGCGGCCAGUGACACGCGCUCCUCUGUGCCCUUCAACCAGUUCCUCCCCAACCGCGCCAACAGCUCUGCUUACGUCCCGGGACCUCGCCGCAAGCAGCCCACGGAGGAGGGCGAGCAGCGGAGUAAAACAAAUCUAGAACAUGGGGAAAAACCCAGAUUGCAUUUCAGAAGCCCCAAGUGCGUCACAUGGGCACCAGAUAACGGCUAUAGCCAAAAAGAGCAACCGAUUUUGGAGGAUGAUGAAGCAGAGAGCCGGGAGGCGGUGGAGCAAAGGAAGAUGGAGAGAUUGGAGAAAGCGGGGGUGAAGGUGUUGCCUGCUGCUGCCCCGUUGUGCAGCCCUGGACCCAGAGAGGAGCCCGAGGUGCGCGGCUCCUCCCCAACCAUCAUCCUGCGCCGGGACAAUGACUUCUUACGCAGUCAGAAGGCGGCCUGGGACUGCUCUUCAGACGGAGAGGAGGUGGAGGUGCAGAAGAUUCCCGACGUGCGCAAGGACGACCUGGCCUCGCGCAGGGCUGCCCAUAGAGCCGCACCCAGGCGCCAGCAGUUCGUGCCCUCUGCGUGCAGCGACAAGGACCUGCAACGCUGGGAGGGCAUCAGGCGCGCCUCACAGCACAGUCUGCAGGAGAGGGAGGCCAGUGACAGAGACGUGAUCCCUGACAUCAUCACCCGCAGAGAAAACCCCUUCCUAAAGUCCUCCCCUCGGAAUGAGCAAGAGGAAGGCGAGGUCGGCGCUGAUGAAGAAGGAGAGGAGGAGGAAGGGAAAACUGUGCCAAACAUACAGAAGGACGACCUGGCCUUAAGGCGGGCUCAGAGCAGGCCCCCACCACUGCAGCGGGACGGACCAAAGAGCUUUGCCUCUGUGCCCAUGAGCCAGGCCGACAUGGAGAAGUGGGAGAGGCUCAAGAUGACGGAUCCGAGUGAGGAGAGCCCAGUGUGCCAGGCUUGUCUGGAGAAAACCGGACGUUCAAAGGCCGGGAAGGGUCAUGGCAAAGUGGUGACCUUUGGGGCUGUGACUGAGAUGGAGCAGCCAGUAGACACAAGUGAAGGGGAGGAGACCCACGCGCUAAGGCGGCUUUUGCCCACAGCGGCAGUGCCCAUGCCGACUAUAGGCCCUGGCUCCCGGCUCUCUGAGCGGGAACACAGCCUGUCAGACAUCCCCGACCUGAACCAGACCCCAGUCCCCUCGGCCCCUGAGGACAGACUUUCCCCCGCAGAGGUGGACGCCCGCCUCGCUCAGUACAUGAGCAGAACUGAAGAAGAGGAGGAGGAGGAAGACGAGGAGAGAAUCCCCGAUCUGGAGAAGGAUGACAUGAUGGCGAGGCGGACCCGUGCUUUCCAUAAACAAAGUAGCUCCACUAAAGUUUAUCACAGCAGGUUUCUGCCAAUGCCCGGAACCAAGCACAACACACCAGAUGCUACUGAGCAUUUCCCAUGGAGUAAAAAGGAAGCGGACGGAGGCAAGCACUCAAGAACCGAGCAAAUCAAAAGCGCUAUAUUGCAACCAGUCGAAAUGGUCAAAACGACUUCUCCGUACGAAGAGGAGAGCCAGGAGAGUGAGGAGAGCCUCUGUAAGGACGACAUGAUGGCCCGACGCACCGGAGCAAGCCUAAAGUCCACCGGAAGCAAUGCCAACCGGUUUUUGCCCGUGCCCGGAUCGGUCAAGUAUAACAGCAAUGCUCCAAAACAGAGUCGAGCCACAAGCGUUGACAAAGCAGCAGUUGAAAGCAGCGUUGCUUCUGUCGCCGUGGAAACUCAGAUCCCGUCCUUUGACUUCCAACCUAGGAAAGAGCGUGCUCUGGUGCGAGAAAGGCCCGAGUCUGAGGAGAAGGACUGUGUUAAACUGGCUCUAGACCAGGAAGUACAUAGCUCCCAGACUGUCUCCUCACGCUUGUACACUGUGAGCCCUCCCGCUGCCCCCCGGGAGUGUGCCAAUGCGGGGGAGGAGCGGGGCAAAGUCACGGCCCAGGAGAGGGUGCAGGAGUUGGGCUCACAAGCACCAAAGAGACCCUUCUGGCUGGAGGAUGAUGAUGAUGAGCUGCCUCCAAUCAUGACGAGUCGGCGAGUUGCUUUUAUAGCUGAGGACACAGAGAGCGCCAGCAUGAGUGACAUCCUGAACGAGGACGAGGUGGGACAGUUGCCACACAUCACCCCGUCCCGCUCUGAGCGCAUGCAGGAGCAGUACACCAGCUUCAAGGAGGACGAGAGCGAGUGGCAGGACGACUUGGCUCGCUGGAAGAACCGAAGGCGCAGUGCAUCUCAGGACCUGAUCAAGAAAGAGGAGGAGAGGAAGAUGAUCGAGAAAAAGAUGAAAGACGAAAGUGACAAACGGAAAAGCAUCAAAACUUACAAAGAGAUCAUUGAGGAAAAGGAGCGCAGAGAGGUGGAGCUGUGUGAGGCCUACAAGAACGCCGCCACCCCAGAGGAGGCGGCUCUGGUUCUGCAGAGAUACGCGCUGAGGUUUACCAUCAGCGACGCCACACUGGACAGUCUGAAAGUGCCCCGGGCCGUGGUCUCCGCCCCCAAUGUAGAGCCAGAGCUGAAGCCCUCAUCAACUGCGAAAGACUCAGUAGCAGCAGAGCAGCACCAAACUAUAAUCAAAACAGACUACGCACAACCAGAAAACGCACCGGAAAAUAGUCUCGACAUCUCGUCCAUGCCCACUCCGCCCCUCAGUCCGGUGAAGACCCCAGAACAUGUGCCGCCAGUGUCCUCGGAGCAACCAGCGAUUAAACCACGGCUUUUACAGUCGCAGGUCAACGUUUCUUCGGGCCCUUUAACGGUGCAGCACCCCCCCAUACACCCGCUGCUGCCCUCCCCCCCGUCCCGACCGGUGCCCCUGCUCACAGCCAAACCCUGGAGCGCACAGUCUGGGCAUAAGUCGUUCAAGAUGGAUGGGCUUGUGAGAGUCAACGGCGACGCAUCCGAAGCCUCCUCAGCCCACACCCCUCCACUCUCCCCACUAAACUCUCCAAUGGGGAGUAAAGGCACACCCACCUCACCUGCCUCCCCCAUGCGCUCUCCAGUGGGGGGCAAAGACACACUCACCUCCCCCGCCUCCCCCAUUCGUUCUCCGGUGGGGGGCAGAGGCCCACCCACAUCACCCGCCUCCCCCAUUCGCUCUCCAAUGGUGGAAAAAUGCACACCCACAUCACCCGCCUCCCCCAUGCGCUCUUCGGUGGGGGGUAAAGGCACACCCACCUCACCCGCCUCCCCCAUGCGCCCUCCAGUGGUGGACAAAGGCACACCCAUAUCACCCGCCUCACCUGCCUCCCCCAUGCGCUCUCCGGUGGGGGGCAAAGGCACACCCGCCUCACCUGCCUCCAUCCUGAAGCCCAGCAAAGAGCCACCCCCACGAGAACCUACUGCGGAGACACUGGCGCCCUUCAAACCUUCGCAGCCUCCCCCUCCACCGCACACAGAGAGGCCCACGUCUGCCACCAGCUCGGCCAUCAGCUCUCUGAUCGGGGGCAGGAACUGUGUCAUCACCACUACCAUCGUCACGGAGCUCACACACGUGGAGUCGGUCACGCCGGAGCAGCGCACUAACGGACAGGUAAAUGGUACAUCAGCUGUCCCUCAGGAGACGGUGGACGAACAGAGGAGUCCUGUUUUACCGUCCCCUAUAAACAGCGUCUCAGACUUCUACCCCAGCACCACCGACGGAAUGGAAGACGGCAGCGUAUCCACUGAGACCCCCAUGUUGAACUUGGCUAAGCGUGUAAAUCACUGGGUGUGGGACCCCAAUGAGGAGCGCAAGAGACUGGAGAGGUGGCAACAGGAGCAAGAGCGCCUCCUACAGGAGCAGUAUGAGAAGGAGCAGGAGAAGCUGAAGCAGGAGUGGGAGCGAGCGCAGCUGGAGGUGGAGGAAGAAGAGAGGAAACACAACGAAGAGGAGAGACGCAUUCUGGAGGAAACGGUGUCUCCGCUCAAUCCCACUGCGGUCCUGAGCCCGCCCCCUCCACAGACCAGAGCAGUAUCGCCCACAGAAGCAGCCAGGGCCAAGAGCGGCUCCGUUCCCCCACAACACAACGGCCACAAAGCCUCCUUAGGGAGCGAGGGCCAGCACGCCUCAAAACUACACUUCUUCCAAGACACGACAUGUGAUGUAGAAGCCUCCAGAAAACAAGAGCUUGUGAAGACAGAAUCUCUGGACUACUGCCCUCAACCCAAGCAGCCUCUGAACGUGAAGAGGUCCGGAUCACAUGACACAGCCGUAGGGCGUCAGCAGUCUCAUCCACCAGCCCAUCCCCCAUCACCAAGCAGAUGUGUGAGUGGCAAAAGACUUUGUUCGGGUUGUUCUCAGCCUCUGGGAAAAGGAGCUGCCAUGAUUAUUGACACGCUUGGACUGUUUUUCCAUAUGCAGUGCUUUAAGUGUGGGGUCUGCGAUGGGCAGCUGGGGAAUACCACUGCAGGCACAGACGUCCGGAUCCGUAAUGGAAGCCUCAGUUGUCACGAGUGCUACAUCGCUUCUCGAGGGAGAGGUCAGCCCACAACUCUAUGA